Molecule: messenger RNA, 1347 nt
Organism: Puccinia triticina
Lineage: Eukaryota; Fungi; Basidiomycota; Pucciniomycetes; Pucciniales; Pucciniaceae
Exons: 6
Coding region: 1-1347 (448 amino acids)
Source: RefSeq, a predicted model, not a curated record
AUGCAAAAAUUACUAUUUUUUGGUUUGUACUUCUUGCCAGGAACACAAUGUAUGAUGGAAAAGUUUCUUGGAACAAAAGGAAUGAAUAUUGCAUCAAACCAAGAAUCAAGAGCUACAUUGGCUACCCACUCAGGAGAAUUGCAAAACAUAAUGGAAUCAAGAUCUGAAUUUGUUCAAAGUACCACACAUGUCCAUAGCAAAGAAGAAAAAGAGUUUCUUGAAUUCAUAGAGAACAUUCCACAGCUGAGGUUGAGUUCCCAGGUGGGAGAACAAGGAGGUAAUUUGGCAAUAAAUCAAGUAGCAGAUCCAAACUCAUCAAAAGGAAGAAAAACUCUCAUAAAACUCCUUCUACAGGACUUGAAUUCUUUGAGCAUAGAUUCAAAAGAGCUAGGAUGGAUUGUGGUUGGGGUUGAUGACAACAUUCCACUUUUGGAAGCCUUGGAAGAAGUUGACAAAUUACUUUUAGCUCACAUAAAACAUCGUCUUUCAGUUUUAACUCUUUCAGGUAAAAUGGAAAUUCCAAGCUCAAAGACAAAAUUCCCUGCUUUGAGAAUGUUGGACCAUGGAAAUAUUUUGAGGAAUAUCUACUUUCCACAAAAUAAAGUUGCUGUUCCCACAGGUCAAAUGGUCAAAAAGGUUUUCAAGGUUUUUUCAAGAGGCUCUCCCAAAAUAUGUGGAAGGAUGAACUUUGAAGAUGUUUUACCUCAUUGCAAGAGUACCAAACUACUCACAAAUAAAAUGCAUAAAUUUCAAUCACCACCAUUUCUUGAAGAAAUAAUGACUCAUAAGGACAAUUGCCAAUGUCCAAUGAGACAGGCAAGCAUGGGGUUGGCAAGAAAGAUGCUCACUAUGGAUGAAAAAUUGAAUUCAAUUAAAGAUCCUGAAGAAAAAAUAAGGUUCAAGAUGGUUUAUUUCAAAGCCCUCAAUUUCAUGUACAGGCAUGAGUUGAUUUCUGUUCAAAAUGUGCAGUCUUUGUUUGAACAAAAAAAUCUAGAAUAUGCUGCAUCACACAUGACAUCACUGAAUAACAUGAAUCACAUCAAAAGUAGCUAUAAUGCAGGUAAAUUCUGGUAUCCCACGGUCACAGAGGGUGUCUACAACUGCUGGUAUACAUCAGAUUUUAUGAAUUUUUUCACAGUUCUUCAGAAGGAGCAGAAGGACUAUUUCUCAUACUAUCUAAUUUUUCUCAAAGCCAGGAACUACUUAUAUAGGCUUCCAGAAGACUUUGAAAAAGGUAGAUUCCAAAUUAGUGUGAAUUCUUUUUUCUCCUCAUUUUUGUCAAUGAACCCUGAUCAAUACUACAAGGAAAGAAAAAACUUGUUAGAAAAUUUACAGCCAAAAAUCUAA